This is a messenger RNA of Macrosteles quadrilineatus (aster leafhopper), 594 nucleotides long. Its product is annotated as centromere protein X-like. Lineage: Eukaryota; Metazoa; Arthropoda; Insecta; Hemiptera; Cicadellidae. Gene Ontology annotation, molecular function: protein heterodimerization activity. Gene Ontology annotation, cellular component: Fanconi anaemia nuclear complex; FANCM-MHF complex. Gene Ontology annotation, biological process: resolution of meiotic recombination intermediates; replication fork processing; kinetochore assembly. Bases 261 to 503 code for a protein of 80 amino acids. The transcript has 4 exons. The record is from RefSeq and is a predicted model, not a curated record.
CAGAUUGUCAUUGUCAAUGUCAAUUUUUGUUCUUUUGUUGACUAAUGAAUGGUAACUUAUUCUGAUUUUGCUUUAGGAAAACUAAACUUUAACUUUAAUAAUCAUUACUUACAAUCAACAACAGAAGUAUUUUAAUUGUUCACAAAUGAUAUAUCAAACUGUUCUUCAGUUAGGUGGACUGGAUAAUGUUUAACAUGGUUUAACUUUGUCUUUACCUACUCAUGUACUCAGCAGAUUAGUUCAGAAAUUUGAGGAAAGUUAUGGCUUCAUCAACUGAUCGAUCGUUUAAAGUGGAGACAACUAAGGCUAUAUUAAAGCACUUUUUCCGUGGAGAUAAAACAAAACUGAUGGAAGAAGCAGGUCAGCUGGUUGCAGAAGUUGCAAGCCUGGCUGUAGUGGAGGCAACACUACGAGCGGGAAAACAAGCCAAGACCGAAGGAUCCACAGUGAUACAGGCCGAACAUGUUGAAAAAGUUCUUCCCCAGCUGAUUACAGACCUUUAAAUGGAUUUCUUCAUUAAUUGGGUCCUAAUUUCAUCCAAACAAAGUUGUUGUCUCAAUCCAGUUAUGUAAAUAUUAUUUGAAUAAAGCUUUU